Puccinia graminis f. sp. tritici CRL 75-36-700-3 is the source of this 522-nucleotide messenger RNA. RefSeq lists its product as uncharacterized. The transcript has 2 exons. The coding region runs from base 1 to 522 and encodes 173 amino acids. Lineage: Eukaryota; Fungi; Basidiomycota; Pucciniomycetes; Pucciniales; Pucciniaceae. The record is from RefSeq and is a predicted model, not a curated record.
AUGGUCGAAGCUAACAGCACACGCGCUACGUCGAAGAAGAUCAAGGAAUCAACCACCGGCAAAGACAAGCUAGAAGAAAUUGCCAUCACGAAGGCGCUAACCCCCACCGGCGGUAACACUGACGCCAUGAAGUCCAAUGAGAGGGUGGAAGAUACCAACAAAGCCCCUGAUGGCAAUGACCAAGCCCUCAGUGGCAACUCUCAGUUUGUCGCGAGAGAUAACCCUCGAGCAAAUGACACAAGCAAAUCACGCAGAGACCAAGCCCCUGUGGCAAUGAACAUACCCGUUCCCGCUAACGCGGCCAACAAUGAAAUACGUAAAGAGCAAGCCUCCACGUCAUUUGACAGACCUAUAGUCAACAGUAGAGAUGGGCGCAUUGAAUCCGGAUAUCCGCGCGGAUGCGGAUAUCCGCUCACAAUUUCAGCGGAAACACACAUCCGCAUCCGCCGGCGGAUACCCGCCAGCGUUGGCGGGUAUCCGCGCGGAUACCAGCGCGGAUACCCGCGGAUACCCGCCCUCUGA